Molecule: messenger RNA, 958 nt
Organism: Tripterygium wilfordii
Lineage: Eukaryota; Viridiplantae; Streptophyta; Magnoliopsida; Celastrales; Celastraceae
Product: alpha/beta hydrolase domain-containing protein 17C-like
Exons: 4
Coding region: 236-958 (240 amino acids)
Source: RefSeq, a predicted model, not a curated record
ACCACCACCACCACCGCCCCUCUCUUCCAGGUCACCCAUUUAGAUCCGAAUCCUUCACAUUAACCCAAAAACAGAGACACCUAAAAUAACACAAUUAGUCAAUAACCAAAGCAAAAUUAACCAGACAUUCCUCGACUUUUCUUCUUCUUGUUGUAGAUAUGCUUGUUUAAUCUAUUUGUUGCCACACCGACAGAGAGAAAUAAAAAUCUGAAAGUGGGUUUUUUGUGUGUAUUAAAUGGGAAAUGUAACAUCAAACGUGGCAGCGAAGUUCACGUUCUUCCAGCCAGACCCACCAACAUACGAUGUGUACAGGGAGGAGGACGGGAGGCUAGUGUUCCCUGGUGUCACCACCGAUAAGAACAUGGAGGUGCAUUUGUUGGAGACCAAGGUAGGUAACAAGGUCGUCGCUACCUUCUGGAGACACCCAUUUGCGAGGCUCAAGGUCUUGUACUCCCAUGGCAAUGCUGCUGACCUUGGUCAGAUGCACGAGCUCUUCAUCGAACUCAGGGCGCACCUUCGUGUCAGUAUCAUGAGCUAUGAUUAUUCUGGGUACGGAGCAUCCACUGGCAAGCCAUCUGAGUUCAACACCUACCAUGACAUAGAGGCUGUCUACAAUUGUUUGAAGAGAGAGUAUAGAAUUAAGCAGGAGGAGUUGAUUUUGUAUGGCCAAUCUGUUGGAAGUGGGCCAACACUGCACCCAGGCUCACGAUUGCAGAGACUGAGAGGUGUUGUUCUUCAUAGUGCCAUUCUUUCGGGCAUACGGGUCUUGUAUCCUGUAAAGAUGACAUUCUGGUUCGACAUUUUUAACGUAGGUUUCGUUCAAGGUGCUCUCUUCAUUGGAAGGUUCAAUCUAAUUGGACCUGGACCUGGACCUGAAAGAUUCAAAGAUAUCCAAAAUGGAUGGCCAAACCCUAACGAGGGUCAAACUAGGCACGUGCUAACCCGUAAGAUAGGUUAG